GUACCUAUGAAAAAAAUUAAAAAAUUAUUGCAAUCUGAUUCUAAUAGAGCCACAGUUCACACCCUGAAAAAUAAAUACGACCAAAUAUAUGUACAAGGACCUAUCUCGUAAAAAAUAAAACACCACGUAAAAUUGGGUGUCUCAAACUAAAACACAUCGGUCGUGAUUAGUAUGUUAUCAUUUGUUGAACGAUGCGUUAUAAUUAUGCCAAAAUAAAAUUACACAGGUAGACGAAGGUACCUAUUGUCCGCAGGUAGGUAUUUCUGCGUACCUACAAGAUGAAUCCAAGGUUGGUUUCUAGGCAAUUCCAAUGUCGUCUCGAGAGUGUUGCUGUUAAAACGUAGAUUGAAUGUAAAAAUUUCGGUUUUCAUAGCAUGGAAAUGGAAUUUAAAUCAAUUUUUUGGGGUUAUAUUACCCUUAAAAUUUGUUCCUCUGCUGUCGAUGCUGCGAUGGAAAUGGAAUGUAGAAUAUAUAAUUUUGAGAAAUACGAUUAUUUUACGAAUUUUUUUGUGGGUACAUUUCUCGGUAGGUGUCCAGUAUUGCCACAAUCAUUUCCAGAAUACUGUUGUUUCAAGAAUAACCUCAAUCAGACUGUUUGUUGUGACGCAGUAACGUUUUUCCUAAAAGUAGGUGCAGCGGUUAUAUUGUUUAUUGCUGUAAUCGCUUUCUGUUUUUACUGUCCAGGAUGUUUUUACUACCGGUUCGGCCGAGGUGGAAAAGUGAUUGGACCAUUUCAACCCGAACAAAAUCAAAUCGAAUCUUCGCCCAGAACUUCUACCGUCAGGCGAAAUACACAAAAUAGGCAUCUGAAAGCAGAAUCAAGUCAACAUUCGAAUAGGGAAAUAGAAACGCGAUAUUCAAAUUGGGGCACACCUGAUGCAAGUGUGAGAGCAGUAUGACGAUAGACUACUAUAAAAAGUGUUUCGAAAUGAAGUUGUAAAUAUUUGUAUAAGAAAGUACAUUGCAUAAUUUUUUGAUGAUAUUGAAAAAUUUGUAGAAACAGUCGUAUAAUGUAAAUGUGUAAAUUUUGAACUUGAAUAUUCGAAUUGUAAAAUAUGUAAUUUUUAACAUUUUCAAUUAAAAAAUCAAACAGAAAAAAUACAUUCAGGUAUAUUUGCUUGAAAUAGGUAUAAGGUAUCUCGUCAUCAGUCAUCACCUCACUCAAAUCCAAGAUCAUAUUUUUUUAUUCCCCCUCCCCUCCCAAAAAAAAGAAAUAUCAAGCACGUGAUUUCCGAGUUGGGUUCUCUGAUUUCUUUUAGUAAAUGCCAGAAUACCGAAUUGUGCAGGAUAAGUUGCCUAUCUAAGUUAAGAAGGCAUAAAAUACACGUUGAUUUUAAAAGGAACAUUGUAUAGAAUUUUUAGACCAACGACGUGGUCCUAUCUUCUCAACUUUUUUAACAAAAAAAAUGUUUCGAAUAUACCAAUAGAUUAAUAAGUGACAAAUCAAUGCCAUAAAUUGUGCUUUUUAGGUAAACUCAGUUUGAGAAUCCACCUUCACUGCUUAUAGAAUCAGAAACUGCUUUUCAUUUCAACGAGCUCUACACAAAAGAACGAAUAUUUGCCAAAUAAAAACAACAGUUUUUGUCAAAUGUCAGUCGUGGCUGAAGCCAAUACAAAGGUGAAUUUUCAGUAGGAAGCGAGUAGGAAUCUGUUCGACUUUAUAAUAUCACAGUUCAUGUUAUCAAUAAAUUAUGAGCGUUUGUGUGUUUGUUCCAAGAGCUGUGCUUUUAUAAAAAUGAGCUUUAAAUUUGUAUUAUUUUUAUCCAUAAUUAUUGUAAUUUGUUCAACUCUUGUGAAUGGAUCAAUGAACUGUACACUAUACAAUUUAAAAAUUAAAAAUUCGAAUUUCCUUCAUGAAAAAAUACACUAUUGUCCCACAUUGCAAGGAUCUGAUAGAGAAUACUGCUGUUAUGAUGAAAACCGCAAACCUUACUGUUGUACCGAAACCGAAUUUUAUUACAAUUCGUUUUUCUGCCAAUCCAAGCAUAGUGGUUACAUUGCGUUUUCAAUUUCAAUCAUUGCUCUCGUACUGAUGACCGUAGGAGGUGUAAUCGGUUGUCUUUGUCGUACUUUGACCAAGCCUUUGAAAAAUUACGAUCGAAGACCUCUAUUGUUGAGAAUUCG
This is a messenger RNA of Planococcus citri (citrus mealybug), 2124 nucleotides long. RefSeq lists its product as uncharacterized. The coding region runs from base 375 to 899 and encodes 174 amino acids. The transcript is spliced from 6 exons. Lineage: Eukaryota; Metazoa; Arthropoda; Insecta; Hemiptera; Pseudococcidae. The record is from RefSeq and is a predicted model, not a curated record.